GGAUAUUGAUAACAUCGACCUGCUCCGGCCCGUGUCCACGGCCACGUCCGAGUCGACGAGGACCAGGUCUCUCUCGAGGAGCCGCAGUAAGUCGAGCAGCCGCGUGGGCAGCCCGACCCUGAGGUGUCUGACCCGCAAACCCAGGACGAUGGCCGAUAAGUGGAGGUCCAUCAAGAGAGAUAUGAUGGCCAACCUGAAGGCGGCACGACUCAAGACCGACAAGGACAGGGCCAGGUCGGAAAUCAGGCUGUAUGUGGCGUCCACACCAGAUAUGGCGGAAGAAAGGGAAUUUUUGGCCGAGGUAGCUUAUCCAGAACUUAGCAGAUUCUGUGAACGUCUUGGAAUGAACUGUCACGUGGUAGACAUGCGCAUUGGGAGUAGAAUGAGCAAUGAUUUUAUCACUCUUCAGCUAUGUCAGGAGGAGAUAGAAAAAUGUCGAAAUUUGUCAGUCGGACCUCACUUUGUGUGUCUGAUCGGAAACAACGUCGGUAAGCAGCUGCCUGGCUACAUGACUCGCGUGGACCUGGAGGCGAUCCGUGAGGUGUUCCUCCACGACAACCUACCAGGGGUGGAACUUCUGGACGAGUACUACAGACUGGACACCAAUCAGAUCCCACCCAUAUACAUGCUGGCAGAAGAGGAACUGGACAUGAGGCUGGACGCUGAUAUCUGUGUCGACACUCUGACAGAGUCACUAGACGCAGCCAUGGAGAAACUCAGGAACCAGGGAACCAUGGGACCACAGACGGAGAACUUCUUUAAAUGGACGACAAUAGCUAAAGAAAUAGAGUGUGGCCUUCUUGGCUGCAGACUGCCGCAGACACAGAUCCUGUGCAUGUUGAAAGGCAGUGAUGAUAAGAGCAUUCCGUGUGGGUCGUCACAGCUGCACGACAUCAUCAGCAGGUACUUCAGCUCAUACCACUGCGAGGAGAACAUCAUCAACCUGGUGAGAGGCAAACAGUCGAGUCUCACCUACAUGAGGAACAUGUGCACGACCUUCCUCAAUCACGUUAUGGAUCUGCUGGACCAAAAUUUAGACCUGCUCAAAUUCGAUCCUUCCGACCACCUGACAGAGACCAGCGAUCUCGUACAACACGUCCAUUUGGUGAACGUGGCUUGCAAGCAUUGGAUGCCUUUCGGUAAUCAUCAGCAGCUGAUGAAAAUUAGAGACGCCCUGGCCAACCCUUCGCAUAAGAAAGCGAUCGUCAUCACUGGAGAGGAAGGCUCGGGGAAGACGAUGUUUGCAUCUCACAUUGCCGACAUUGUCCUGAAAUGGAACGACAAGACCACAGUCGUUAUCAGACUGCUGGGACACUCGCUGAGAACGUCGUCGUUGUACCACACGUUGAUCAGUCUGUGCAAGCAGAUAGCUUUCCUGUACACGAUCAGUCUGCGGAUAUCUCCCCAGAUCACCAUGCUAGAGCUCAUCAAGCUGUUCAGACAGAUCAUCAAGGAGGCCAGCGAACAGAGAACAGGACCUCUUGUCAUCAUCGUGGACGCCCUGGAGAGACUGCCAGACGUGGAGCCACACUACCUAUCACCCCUCAUAGAAGACUUUCCACUGGAUGUGAUAUUUAUUCUCACUGUCAGAUUCGGGCAUCCUUACAUGACUCUUUUGAAAUCGUGCCCACAGACAUGUUUGUACCUCGCUAUAGAAGGCGUGUCUGGACCACAAAGGCAGAAGAUGAUCGAGAAAAUAAUCAAUGGAAAGAACCGAAAAAUUACCGAUGACCAGACGGUGUUAGUUAUGAACAAACUGUCACACGAAGAAAGCCCGCUUGUGUUAACAAUAUGCGCUGCGUUGAUAACACACUGGCCCUCGAGUGUUUUACCUCAGAUUAAUGGUCUGGAAACACUGGGCGACUGUUUUGACCAGCUUUUGAAUUCCCUGGAGAAUGAAACUGGUAAAGUGCUCACUAAGUAUACGCUCUGCUGCCUCCGCAGUUCUCGAUACGGUCUGGCACACUCCGAACUUCUUCAUCUGGUCGUCUCUCACCCAGAGGUGCUUAACGAAAUCCAGAGUGAAUACACAGAAAUCAGUGUUCUAGAGGGAUACCCGUAUCAGAGCAAGCUGUCGAGAAUCCUCUCGUACAUCGAGCCAUUCGUUAUCGCUAGUAAAGUGGAUGGUGAGAGUCUUGUCCGGAUUAAACACCAGUCAUUCUCUGACGUUAUUGAUAAGCGAUAUCUGACAGAUGGGUUUGCUGCCGACAUCCAUACACACAUGGCGACGUUCUUCCAGUUUGUCAAGACAGGCCUCUUGCUGACUGCGCAGGACAUUACAGAAAACAAAAAUUCGGCUCUUCUGGGACAGAACUGGAGGACUAUGAGGUCAGUUCCAUACCACUUGUGCCAUUCAAAUAGUAAUCCAGAUGAAGCAUUGAAGAUCUUAAAAGAUCAUGUUCUUUUGAACUUUUCGUGGAUAAUUAAUGAAAUAUAUGCAGGGUUCUUGAGCGAUUUCCUCUCUGACUGCAAGUAUGCGUUAAGAAUACAUAAGAUGGAUAUUGACAUUUUAGCAAUUCAGCGACUUCUGCUCAACUUGAGACUAAUCAUCGAGGAAAAUCCUUCUUCGCUAGCCACAAUUGUUUCCCAGUUUCCAGGGCAUACAUCAGCAUAUAUCGACGAGUUUAUCAAUCAGGCUAAGGUCUGGCUGAAGCAGGUGCACUCUCCCAUCCUGAUUCCAAGCACCACCACGAUGUUCUUUAGUGGCUGGUUCUGCAGUGGUCCGUUCAUCAAGAACUCUUCUAUGAUACUGGCGAGCAGCGAUUGGAGGUAUGCCGUGUCAUUUCGAGAUGCCAAGUUCGACAUCGUCGACGUCGAAACAGCAGAAUGCUUGGAGACUGUCGACGCUGUCCUGCACAGACCUCAGAUGUGGGGCAGCUACAGACUGACAGGAGUCAUGGACAACUCUCUGAAGACCUGGGACAUUCUUGGUGGGAAGCUUCUACGCAAAGUUUCACUAGGACCACACAGGAUCACGUGGGUUCAUGUCCGUGCAGACGGUGUUGUGUAUUUCGCCAUAGACAAAGAAGUGAAGUCAGUGAAUGCAUUAACUGGGAUACCCAUGUUGGUGCUACAAGAAGACGAGAAGAUAAGAGAUGCGUCAAUGUCGGAAAAACGCGUGCCACAUGUUGUUACUCUCCAAACACAACCUAACCUGACUGUCAACAUCUGGAAGGUAUCUGAAACCAAACCUGAACUGUUGGAUCCGGUCAUUCUUGAAACCAAAGAACUCUCAGACUACUGUAAGCCCGUCACUGUGACAAAAGACGGCAAAUACACGGUCAUAGUGUUCCAGACCGAGGCAACCAUCAUUGCCAAUCUGGAUCAGAUGGUAGAAUUUGAUGUGUCCUUUGACCAGGAGACAAUUACUAUAUGCAUGCUGACCAGAAGUCACGACCACGUGAUAUUUGCCACAAACGCUGGCCAGAUAAAGGGCUAUCUUCUGAACUCUGGUCCAGAAGUGUUCAGCACCGUGAUGCAAGAGACGAAAACGGACAGCAAGAAUGGGAAAAUCACGUCAAUGGUAACCACAGAAGAUGAUCACUUUCUUCUAGUCGCUUUAGCGUCUGGUAUUGUCGUCAUGUUCCACAUCCCAACCGACCUGCGGGUGCAUGCGGUCGUUGCAAGCAAACAAUCAAUCACUCAGCUUCUCUAUAUGACCAAUGAUACCCACUUCCAACACUUGAUGGCCCUGGACAUGGAUGGAACAGCUCAGGUCUACAACUUCCAGGACAUCCUGAGAUGUGCCAGAGAGAACCUUCUCCAGGUGAUGGUGGAUGAGGACCUGAUCAAGGAGGAACAGGCCAAGCUGGACAUACCAUCGUAUUAUACAUUUUUUGCCAAAAAUGGCCAGACAAAAAUUUUCCAGAAUGGCCCAGAUGUAUCAGCGUUCUACGACAAAGAAAAGAAAGAUGUGUUUGCAGAUAGAAAGGAGCUUCAACCUUCAGCUGAAAAUGUCGCUACAACUUGGGAACACUCUGGGAGAAUCCAGGACUGUGCACAUAUCACGCACGCAGUGAUGGCGCUCGGGUUGGGCGAUCUGCUGAUUACCUUCACAGAGGACAAGAAACUAGCCUGGUGGAACAUCGUCACAGAUUCUCUGCUGGCGAGCAGACCCGUGGCUCUCUCCGGGGUGUUGGAAACGAUGACGCCUGUAUUCUAUGACCAAGCGGUUCUCCUGACUAUCAGAGACAGCUCACAGAAGGAACACAUCAAGGUUAUUUACAGUCCUCAGCGAUCGAUAGCUCCUCUACAUAAAGACAAGAUCCUGGCGAGUGUGAUAAGCGGCGACAAAAACAAACUGGCUCUACUGACUUUCACUCACCAUGUGUUCUACUUCACCGUUGUUGAUCUCAGCAACCACGACGAGGCCGUGACUCCGCUCCACCUUGGUAACGUCGCCGGAGCCGUGUCGGCGAAUCGUGCCAAGUUCACGUUCACGCAAGAUCUCGACAUGAUCCUGGCGUACAUCCGAGCAGACGACAGGAGGACGAUGUUCGUCUGCUGGAACCUGCGACCUUUGACCCGGGAGUCGAACCUCUCGCAGACGUCAGACGAGAAGAGGCCCCAAGACGAGAUUCACGCCGAGAGCGUGAACGUUCUUGACAUCAGAGCGACGAGCGCCUUCUUCAUCAACACGAAGGACGUGGCUAUCGGGACGACUACCGGGGAGAUAUACAUCCUCGAUACGUUCUCGUUGAACAUCACAGAGGUGUUCACCAAGGAUUCCGUCCUCUCCAGCAAGACAUUUGCAGACAGUCAUCGUCGGUCUAAAAGCCACGGUCAACCCAAGCCACAUCGGUCGGCGGUGAAGCACAUGUACUUAACUCCGGAUCAAGGACACAUGCUGUCCAUUGAUUCCUACAGAAUAUGCGUGUGGAACAUGAAGAACCUGUUCAUGGCAUUCGCGACACCAGCCAGUGAAAAGAAUAUCUCUUUGCAGCUGAUGAACGCUGACCUGUCCCACGACGGAAAGCUGUUGGUCGGAGGUCUGUCUAACGGAGUUGUCCGUCUCUGGGCCGUGUACCACAAGCAGCUGAUCUGCACGUUCAGGAUUCCCGCCACUUUGAGUCACGUGUGUCUGACGUCAGACAACGGCAGAGUUGUCGCUCUUGUGUCCGACAACGAAAGAAAACACAUCGUUGUAUUUGAAGCCCGCAACGCGUAUGAAUACUUUAUAGAUCGGCCAGACGAUAAAGUGAUUAUGCCACCUAGCGGGAAGAAUAAUAUGUGAAGAAAUGUACGUGACAUAUUGAGCUUUCAUUACAAACCUGAAUGAUUAGUCGCUCCUGCUAUUUUUGUGUUAGUAUUAAACAAGUGCUAUAAAACUUCAUCUUCAUGGUGAAUAAUAUUAUCGACUAAGCAAGAAUGUCUGUCGAUGUCGGUGUGCCCAGGACAAAUGUUUCCAUAUUUUCGUGAAUACCAUUUAAAAAACAAAACUAAUAUAAUA
Messenger RNA from Gigantopelta aegis, 5449 nucleotides. RefSeq names its product NACHT domain- and WD repeat-containing protein 1-like. Bases 149 to 5233 code for a protein of 1694 amino acids. The record is from RefSeq and is a predicted model, not a curated record. The transcript is spliced from 8 exons. Gene Ontology annotation, molecular function: protein binding. NCBI's taxonomy places the organism in Eukaryota, Metazoa, Mollusca, Gastropoda, Neomphalida, Peltospiridae.